GUUUUAUCUCCCUUGUCUAAGAACCUCUUCCACCGGGCUAUCUCUGAGAGUGGUGUGUCCCUCACCUUUGGUCUGGUCAAGAAGGAAAUGAGCGCUGCAGCUCAGAAAAUCGCUUUCUUUGCUGGUUGUAAGACAACCACUUCAGCUGUCCUUGUUCACUGCCUGCGCCAGAAGACAGAGGAAGAGCUUUUGGACGUGUCGCUGAAGAUGAAAUUUUUCUCUCUUGAUUUACUUGGAGACCCCAGGGAGAGCCACCCAUUCCUGCCCACUGUGGUUGAUGGAGUGCUGCUGCCGAAGACCCCUGAAGAGAUGCUGGCUGAAAAGAACCUGAACACUGUUCCCUACAUGGUUGGAAUCAACAAGGAUGAGUUUGGUUGGCUUCUGCCAAUGAUGAUGGGCUACCCACUCUCAGAAGGCAAGCUGGACCAGGAGUCAGCCACAUCUCUCCUAUGGAAGUCCUAUCCUGUUGUUAAUGUCCCCGAGGGACUGACUGCAGCGGCCACUGAGGAGUAUUUAGGAGGGACAGACGACCCUGUCAAAAAGAAAGACCUGUUCUUGAAAAUGAUGGCAGAUUUGAUAUUUGGUGUCCCCUCUGUGAAUGUGGCCCGUAGUCACAGAGAUGCCGGAGCCCCCACCUACAUGUAUGAGUACCAGUACAGCCCAAGCUUCUCGUCAGAGCUGAAACCCAAGGUGUCAGACCACGGGGAUGAGCUCUUCUCGGUCUUCGGAGCCCCAUUUUUAAAAGAAGGUGCCUCUGAAGAGGAGAUCAAACUCAGCAAGAUGGUCAUGAAAUUUUGGGCCAACUUUGCUCGGACUGGGAACCCCAAUGGGGAGGGGCUGCCACACUGGCCAGCAUAUGACCAGAAGGAAGGGUACCUGCAGAUUGGAGCCACCACACAGGCAGCCCAGAAGCUGAAAGACAAGGAAGUGGCUUUCUGGGCUGAACUCCUGGCCCAGGAGGCCGCAGAGAAGCCGCCACACACAGAGCACAUUGAGCUGUGAGCAGCAGGCCUGACUGGCCUCAACGCCCAGGAGGGCCCAGGAGGGUUUCUACGGGAGGCAUUUAUGGGCCAAAGAGGUGAAUUCUCAUGGAGACUGGGCAAUUUCUGGUGGGGAAGGGCACA
This is a messenger RNA of Talpa occidentalis (Iberian mole), 1124 nucleotides long. Its product is annotated as liver carboxylesterase-like. Gene Ontology annotation, molecular function: carboxylic ester hydrolase activity. Gene Ontology annotation, biological process: lipid catabolic process. The annotation marks the transcript as partial. The transcript is spliced from 9 exons. Gene Ontology annotation, cellular component: lipid droplet; endoplasmic reticulum. The record is from RefSeq and is a predicted model, not a curated record. Lineage: Eukaryota; Metazoa; Chordata; Mammalia; Eulipotyphla; Talpidae.